Messenger RNA from Capronia epimyces CBS 606.96, 1089 nucleotides. RefSeq lists its product as uncharacterized. NCBI's taxonomy places the organism in Eukaryota, Fungi, Ascomycota, Eurotiomycetes, Chaetothyriales, Herpotrichiellaceae. The coding region runs from base 1 to 1089 and encodes 362 amino acids. The transcript has a single exon. The record is from RefSeq and is a predicted model, not a curated record.
AUGUACUUCGUCCACUCGUUUCUUGUUGCUUGCGCUGCCACUUGCCUUGUUUCUGCUCAGGCCUGGAAAGAUGAGACCGUCGUUGUUACGCAGACCAACACCCACUAUGUGUGCCCUUGCGAGACUUCCAGCAUAGUGGGAAUAACCCCUGGGAAAACUAGUAGCUGGACCUCUGGAUGGAGCGGGCACGUUACAGGCACACAUACACAUAGCACCAAGAGUUCUUCAAGUGAGAGCCCGACUACUCAGCACCAUUCGAGUGUCGGUCCAAAUUCGCCCAGCUCGAGUUCCACACGAUACUGGGCAAAUUCUACCAGCAGCUCAACCAGCAUCGCUUCGACAAGCAGCUCGUUCAUCAGCACGGUAUCAAGUAUAACUUCUACUACCACGCCCAGCACGACCAUUACUUCUACUUCCACCACCACCUCCACCGCCACGCCCACUACGACCACUACGACCACUACUACCACCACCACCGCUUCCACUACUGCCACUACUGCCACUACUUCCACUACUUCCACUACUUCCACUAUUUCUACUACUUCCACUACAACCACUACAACCACUACAGCUGCGCCGAUUACCUCGUCUAGUACGACCUCGAGUUCCACAACAACGACAACUACUACUGCAUCGACCUUUAACAGUUGUCCUACGGCAAAUACAUAUUUGAUCCAAGAGGGCGUCGAUCUGAAGUGGGCAACCUUGUCGAAUCCUACCGCCUCCCAGUCCUUGAUCAGCUUCAAUACUUACGACGCCACACUUGCUCAACGAUUCUCUUUUGCGGUCGAUGCUACCUCCGGCCAAUGCGUCCUGACAGGGUUCGACAUUACGGGACAACAAAGUUACGUCAUCGACCAACCCGGUGAAUUUGUACCCUUCCACUACAUAUAUAUCUCGGAUCCAGCUCAACGCCCGACCGUUACCAGUACUUUGGUGAACUGUUGGAUUGAUGAAUCGAGUUCCUUGAACUGUAGGGUCCAAGACCAGGGUGUGUUGCAGCUGUACGGGGGAUACUUGAGUAUCGCUGCUGUUGACGAAAGCGCUGAAGGGGCUGUUCAGGCCAGUUUCCCGAUGGUGCGGCUAUAA